Babesia microti strain RI is the source of this 1512-nucleotide messenger RNA. RefSeq names its product tRNA-splicing ligase RtcB homolog. The transcript is spliced from 5 exons. Lineage: Eukaryota; Apicomplexa; Aconoidasida; Piroplasmida; Babesiidae. Gene Ontology annotation, biological process: tRNA splicing, via endonucleolytic cleavage and ligation. Gene Ontology annotation, cellular component: nucleus; tRNA-splicing ligase complex. The record is from RefSeq and is a predicted model, not a curated record. The coding region runs from base 1 to 1512 and encodes 503 amino acids. Gene Ontology annotation, molecular function: RNA ligase (ATP) activity.
AUGGAAUCAUAUGUAACACCAGUGGAUGGAAUCACCCACCUCUAUAAAGUUUCGAAAGGGAUAGUCCCGAAUAUGAACGUAGAUGGGUUCUUCUUUGCGAAUGAAUCACUAAAAGUGCUUUUGUUGGAUGAAUUAAAGCUUUAUAAUGCCAGGAAAACGGGAUUCUUACCCUCCAUAAUGCAAUUGGCAAAUGUUGCGGCUUUGCCCGGUAUUGUCAAAGGUAGUAUCGCUUUGCCUGAUGCACACUCUGGUUACGGAUUUUCCAUAGGAAAUGUUGCGGCAUUUGACAUGAGUAGGCCUGAAUCAGUGGUUUCUCCUGGAGGUGUGGGAUUUGAUAUCAAUUGUGGCGUAAGACUAUUGAGAACUAAUUUGAAUCUGAAGGAUUUGGAGGAUAAAAAAGAUAUGUUAGCCACCGCAUUAUUUAAUAAAAUACCCGUUGGUGUAGGUUCAAAAGGAACAAUAAAGUGCAGUGAUGGCGACUUAUUUGAUAUACUAACUAGGGGUAUGGAAUGGGCCGAAGAAAGCGGAUUCGCUUGGAGUGAAGAUAGGGAAAGAUGUGAGGAAAGGGGUAAAAUGUCUCAGGCAGAUGCAACCCUAGUGUCGGAUAGGGCCAAGAAGAGAGGAAUCCCUCAGCUGGGGACUCUAGGGGCAGGGAAUCAUUAUGUAGAAGUUCAGGUUGUAGAGGAAAUAUACGACAGUAGAGCUGCCCGUGCUAUGGGAUUGGAGGUUGAGGGACAAGUAUGUAUGAUGAUACACUCGGGCAGUCGCGGUUUGGGCCAUCAAGUAGCAAGUGAUGCCCUUAACAAUAUGGAAAAGAAUAUACCCACUAAUGAUCCCCAAUUGGCUUGUUCACAUAUCAAUAGUGAAAGUGGACAGAGGUAUUUGAAAUGUAUGGCAGCUGCGGCAAAUUACGCCUGGGUUAACCGCAGUGUUAUGACACAUCUUUCGCGUGUUGCAUUGAGUGAAGUAUUUGACAUGGACGCUGAUGAUCUUGACAUGCAUAUUAUAUAUGACGUUUCUCAUAAUGUGGCCAAAAUUGAGGAGCACAUGGUAGAUGGGAAGCCUAAAAAUUUACUCGUGCAUAGAAAAGGUGCAACUAGAGCAUAUCCCCCCAGGCAUAAGCAAAUACCACUGGAAUAUAUUGAUAUAGGUCAGCCAGUGCUGAUCGGCGGUACAAUGGGCACUUGUUCAUACGUCUUAACAGGUACCGAAAAGGCAAUGGAACUCACAUUUGGUACAACAUGUCAUGGUGCUGGUAGGGCGUCCAGUAGAAGCAGCGCUAGAAAGACCCUCAGUACGAAUAAAGUGAUAGAUGAUCUUAAGAGCAAGGGAAUUGCUAUUAGAGUGGCAUCACCAAGUCUUGUUAUGGAAGAGGCCCCUGAGGCCUAUAAAGAUGUAACGUCUGUCGUAGAUGUAAGUAUUUGUAUUCAGUUGUUUUCUGAUACAUGUCACGAAGCGGGAAUAUCAAAGAAAUGCAUCAAGCUCAAGCCAAUCGCAGUCAUCAAAGGUUGA